Aedes albopictus (Asian tiger mosquito) is the source of this 1933-nucleotide messenger RNA. Its product is annotated as glycoprotein-N-acetylgalactosamine 3-beta-galactosyltransferase 1. The transcript is spliced from 4 exons. NCBI's taxonomy places the organism in Eukaryota, Metazoa, Arthropoda, Insecta, Diptera, Culicidae. Gene Ontology annotation, cellular component: membrane. Gene Ontology annotation, molecular function: N-acetylgalactosaminide beta-1,3-galactosyltransferase activity. The record is from RefSeq and is a predicted model, not a curated record. Bases 607 to 1908 code for a protein of 433 amino acids.
ACCCCGACCCAAAGCCGAAAGGAAGAAGCUACUUCUCGUGGCGCGCACAGUUUAGCCGUCGGAGCCACACUUCAUUUGGGUUUCAAAUGUUGCCGGGUGCGGUGCGGAUUGGCACCAGGUUUGAUUCGCGCGCGCUCUAACGACCUCACUUGCGCGACGGAAUCGAAAACGAAUGUUUGUUUUUGUCUGACACGACACACGUGUGUGAAGUAAAUCCGCGCAGAUUGCGCAGCCAGUAGUCAGUAGAGUCACUGUGCAGUGAGGAGCGGUACGUGUCGUGUCGGCUUUACUAGGUGAUUGGUUCGAUUAGUGGUGAUGAGCAUGUGGUUUGUUGGCGCUACCGAAAUUUGAAGAGGUUGGAUACUUAAUUAUGUUUCGGAGGCGAUGGCGAUGAAGAUGUGAUUGAAGGAGUUUGUGUCAAAUGCAAUUAAGAUGGUGUUUUUCGGUAUUGGAAAGUUAACGAACUACCACCGAUUUUGUAAUAGUGAUGAAGGAUUGUAAAAUGACAGAAAUGAAAAGUGAAGACGAAGAUGCUCAAUUACACAUGAGUAAUAAUGAAUAGUGUACGUCAAAUAAUUGAAUAAUGCUGAUCUAUUUAUGGAAUGAAUGUACAUAGCCAUGGAAAAGACAAGGAGUUCUAUGCAUAUGAAAAAACCACUCGUAUCCCGUAAACACUUCGCCUUCCUGUUUGCGAUCGUCAUUGCGUGCAUGUUCACCGUUCUCUCGUUUCUUCAGACGAACUAUGCCGGAGUGCAGUUCCGCUAUGGAUCUACCGACGACGAUCAUCUUCUGAUACAUCCAAUCAAUCUAACAGACAGCGUACGCGUUCUAUGCUGGAUCAUGACCACUCCGGCCAAUCACGAAACUAAAGCAUUGCAUGUCAAACAAACGUGGGGUCGCCGCUGCAACAAACUGCUGCUGAUGAGCUCCACCGAGGAUGCGAAGGUGGGGACGAUUGCUCUGGCUGGGGUCGGCGAAGGAAGGCAAUCGUUGUGGAACAAAACGAGAGAAGCGUUCCGGUACGUGUACGAACAGCACCUGAACGAGUACGAUUGGUUCUUGAAGGCCGACGACGAUACAUAUGUUAUCAUGGAAAAUUUGAGGUUUUUCCUAUAUCCGUAUUCUCCGGAGUUUCCGAUAUUUUUCGGAAGCAAAUUUCGUUACCCUGAAUUAGUCAGUCAAGGAUACUUCUCUGGUGGGGCAGGGUAUGUUCUCAGUAGAGAAGCACUGAAACGAUUUGCAGAGCAAGCGUUGAACAAUACUGAAACGUGUUCCACAGCCUACGACACGGAGGAUCUGGAGAUGGGACGCUGCAUGGAAAGCGUUAACGUGACCGCUGGCGAUUCACGUGACCUAAUGGGACGAAAACGCUUCCUUCCAAUGGAGCCCCUGUUCCAUCUGACAACUAAUCCAGCGGAGGAUCCAAACUUUUGGUACAAACACUACUCGUUCUACGAACCGUUCUACGGGAGAAAUUGCUGCUCCGAUCUUGCCAUCAGCUUUCACUACAUUCAAGGUCUGCAGAUGUACGUGAUGGACUACCUAAUAUACUCACUGCACCCGUACGGUGUGCACUAUAGAAAUCCUGCCCUUCCGCCAAAGAAAUCCCUUGACGAUGCGUUGGUCGUUCCUGGUCCCUAUCCGUUGCCGAGUACCACGUCCACAACUACGACGACGACGACGACGACGACAACCACUGAGGCAACGUCAACCGCUGCAGUCAGUGAAGUCGAUGUACAGUACGAAAGUAGUGAUACAACGGAUAUUACUCAGGCGAUCGAUGCCCUUAAUGAUAUCAGUAUUCAUCAGUCCCAAAUAGAUCAUGUAGUUGAUCGAUUACUAGAGAAUAAUGUAUUUUUAGAGAAGAUGUUGGAAAAACUGAAAUCUCAUAAUAAAUCAAGUGAAUAAUUAUUUUCUUUCUUUUCUCUAUCAC